Hansenula anomala is the source of this 3037-nucleotide messenger RNA. RefSeq lists its product as uncharacterized. The transcript has a single exon. The record is from RefSeq and is a predicted model, not a curated record. Lineage: Eukaryota; Fungi; Ascomycota; Saccharomycetes; Phaffomycetales; Wickerhamomycetaceae. Gene Ontology annotation, biological process: positive regulation of transcription by RNA polymerase II; DNA-templated transcription. The coding region runs from base 274 to 2997 and encodes 907 amino acids. Gene Ontology annotation, molecular function: sequence-specific DNA binding; DNA-binding transcription factor activity, RNA polymerase II-specific; zinc ion binding.
CGCGUACCCUCCAGAACCCAUCACCUCCACUAACGACUGUUGAUCACUAGACGGAGUUACACUACAAGUUUCUUUUCGUUUCCACUACUCCAGACUUUGGCUUCAUCAUCAACAAGAAGGAAAAAAAACCCAAAUCAACAAACGUAUUUAGGACAACGACAAGAACAACCCUUGACACAACCACACACUCUUCCCAAUACCACCAACUACCUGGCUACACACGGCGCUACCAUCCCAAACACCAUUCUAUAGUUCAUCAUAUCAACUUUAACGAUGGCUAAACAAAAAGCUACGGUUAUUGCUGAGAGCAUCAACUCACCGGCUUCCACAACAUCUUCAAUAGAGAGCUCAGCGGCAACUCCAGCUAGUUCAUCAAGCGGUUCAGCAGGCGCUUUCAGAAACCCACACGACAAGAAAGGUCGUUCCACUUCAUGUCUACUUUGUCAAAAAAGAAAACAAAAAUGUGAUCAUAGAUUGCCUUCAUGUACAACUUGUAUCAAAGCUGGUGUUAAAUGUAUCCAGCCCGCAAAAUAUAAUGUUAAAGUCCCUGAAAAGGAUGAAUAUACUAUAAUGCUGGAGAAGAAAAUCAAAUUUUUAGAGAAAAUUUUAGAUGCAAAUAAUAUUGUUAUUGAUGCUGAAAAUGGUACUUCAAAGAAAAACUUCAAGUAUAAGAAAUUAUCACCAUUCUUGGGGAAUAACCCACCUGGUUCAUCAACAAAUGAUUUCCCACCACAAUCACAACCAACAGUGGAUAAUAAAAUCAUACCCAUUCCAACAAAUAGAAAAUUACCUAUUCCUACUGAUGAACUUUCGAAAAAAUCUGCAUAUUUAUCAAUAGAUUCAACUGAUUAUUCAAAUUCAUUAUUUGCUAAAUAUAGUUUAAAAGAAUUUUUAAAUUUUGAUCCAGUUUUCGAAUUUGAUGAAAAAUUAUCAAGAGCUUUUCUAGAUAUUCAUUUUACAAGGUUACAAUUCAAAUAUCCAUUAUUAGAUGAAGAAGAGAUUUUCGAAUUUCAUAAUGCUUAUGUUACAAACAAUUUAUCAGGAUAUAUGAAUAAUAAUGAUUCUUUUCAUUAUUGUUGCUGCAGAAUGUGGAUGAUCUUUGCUAUAAGUUCUUGUUUACACAUGACAACUGGGAAAUAUAAUGGCCCUCCACCUGAUAGAUAUUUUGCAACCGCUAUAAGGCAUAUUACAAAAGUUUCACAAUUGAAUAAUUAUCAAAAAAUUGAAAUUUUAACAUUGGCUGUGCUUUAUUUGAUUAGAACUGAUAGAGAUUCUGUCUGUCUUUAUGAAAUCAUCAAGGAUUCUUUGAAAUUAUGUGUUGAAAUGGGAUUAAAUAAAGCUGCAACUUAUGCUACUUUGAAUGCUAAAGAAAGAGUCAUCAAAAUGAGAUUAUGGUGGUGUGUUUACUUACUGGAAAGAAUGAUUACCAUUGCAGUGGGGAAACCUUAUAGUUUACCAGAAAAUGAAGUUGAUAUAGAUUUACCAUUGUUUGAAUUUGAGCCAUCAAAGGCAAAACAUCCAAGUAAUACAAUCUUCAUUAAUCAAUCUAUUAAAUUAAGAAGAAUUGAGUCAAGAUUUGUGGAAAAAUUCAACAUUGUGGGGAAACAUGGUUCAGCAACUAAUGAUGAUUCUCAAACUAUUCAUAAAGAUCAAUUACCAUUAGUUGAAACUUUUUUCCAAGAAUUGGAAAUAUGGAGAGGUAAUUGUGAAGGGUUUUCAAAUGGUAUCGAAAAUGAGACCCUAAGAUUAUAUUAUUAUCGUUCAGUGCGUCUUUUAAUUCAACCAUUUUUAGAAUUAAUGGAUCCAAUGGAUAAAUUAUUUAGAGAAUGUCAAGCUGCUGCAGGUCAAAUUUGUCAAUUAUUUAAAGUUUUCCAUGAAAAGACAGUCUUUGGACAUUCAACUACUGCAAUUCAUACUGUUUUCGUUGCUGGUGUUACAUUAGUUUAUUGUUUAUGGUUGGCUAGAAAUAAAGAUGAUUUGAAAAGAAAAGCUCUUGGUGAUGUUUCAAAACAUACAAGACCAACAGUUUCUGAAGCUUUAUUCAAUGGAUUGAAUGAUUUAAGAGCGUGCUCUAUUUGUCUUUAUGUUAUGGCUGAACGUUCAAAAUUUGCAUUAAUCUUUAGAGAUACUUUUGAUCAAUUGAUGACUGCUACAAUCACAAACUUGAUUGAAAGAUGUGGUCCUGAUUCAAGUGAAUUGAUUUAUAACUCAAAUGAACCUGGUAUGCCACCAGCUAUUUUCAGAAGAUCAAUUCAUGAACAAAAUGGGUCCUUAGCUCCAACAAUGCCACAUUAUAAUAGUGCAAGUUCUGAUGAGGAAAAAUUCGAACAAGCUGAAAGAAAAAGAAAACAAGGUCAAUUACAGAAAAAUGUUGUUCCGAAAAGUUUAUCACAUUUAUUAAUCAAUUCACCACCUUUAAAAGCUGAAACUCCACCAAAUAUUCCAGUUUCUAGAACUCCACAAUCUAUGAUCCCUCAGCCACAACAACCAGCUUUGAAGAAACAAAAACUUGAUGAAGAUUUAACAUUUUCACCUUUGUCAUAUCCAGGUAUUUAUAACCAUCAAUCACCAAUAUCUCAACAGUCUCAAAUGUCUGGUCAUUCUGCACCAUUAUCCACUUCAUCUCAAACAUCUGCUUCUACCCAACAUCAACAAAACCUCCUACAACCUCAACAACAGCAACCUCAACAACAGCAACAAAAUGCUCAACAACAGCAAUAUUUCCCAGUGGAAUUCACACCAUUCAAUGGUCGUACAAACACAAUGAUUAAUAACAUUUCCGUAUGGACAGGAGAAAGUGGUGGACCACCAAUCAGUACAGCCUCAUUAUUUGAUUAUAAUAAUAAGAAUAAUCAAAGAAAUAUUAUAUUGAAUGGAUCGGGUUCAGUUGGAAAUCAUCAAAAUGGUAAUGGUUCAACAAAUUUAGAUAAUUAUCUAUGGAAUGUACCUGUUGAAGAAUUUUGGACAAAUAAUGAUGAUUAUGGAUUCUUGGCCUAGAACAAUUAGGACAUCAAACACUUUUAAUGAAUAACAGAAC